GCAAACAUCUGGUGGGACCUUGCUUACAAGUAUCCCUGUCCUAUAUGAAGACUCACCUCCCGCUCCGCGUUUUCCGUUCGCGUCCCUCGGUGCCCAUCCUAGGCCAGCCUACUGCCCUUGUUGCGGAUCGGGAUAGCAGCACAUUUACGCCCAUUUACGAAUUUAUCCAUGUCGGAAAAGCAACCUCAGGACGCCGCCGCGCCUUCCCCGCAAAAUGACGAAAAGGCGAAAGAACACAAGUCAUGGCGAGCUAAUGAGCAACAAGUGCUGCCAGAGAACCGUUUGGGAAUCGUGUUCUUCGGUCUCAUGGCGUCAGUCUUUCUAUCCGCUCUGGAUCAAACCAUCGUCUCUACCGCGUUGCCCACCAUAGUGGAGAAGAUUGGUGGUGGCAAGGACUACGGCUGGGUUGGAAGUGCCUACCUGCUCGCUGCCGCAGCGCUGUCUACUGUUUACGGGAAGCUUUCGGACAUUUUCGGACGAAAGCCGGUGCUCUUCGGUUCCAUAUUGAUAUUCCUAAUCGGCUCGGCGCUGUGCGGCGCCGCACAGAACAUGACAUGGCUCGUCAUCUGCCGUGCUGUGCAGGGAAUAGGAGGCGGUGGCAUCAUGCAGCUAGUGCAGAUCACCAUAUCUGACAUUGUAUCCCUGCAAGACCGUGGCAAAUAUGCAGGCUUGAUUGGGGCUACGUGGGGGAUUGCUAGUGUCAUUGGUCCUUUACUUGGAGGAGUCUUUGCAGAGCAUGUCUCAUGGAGAUGGUGCUUCUUCAUUAACCUUCCGACAGGAGGCCUCGCGUUCGCGAUCCUCUAUGUUUUCCUCAACCUCAAUCCACAUCAGGGCAAGCCUUUUCGCCAGCACGUCCGGGAGUUCGAUUUCUCAGGCCUGCUGCUCAUCAUCGGAGGCGUGGUCUGCAUCCUCAUUGGGUUCAACUACAGCGAGACAGCAUGGCGAUCCGCUGCGACUAUUGCGCCGCUUGUUGUGGGCUGCUGCUUGCUGCUAGGUGCCGUGGCUAACGAGAUCUUCACCCAACGUUCGCCUAUCGUACCACCGCGUCUGUUCAGAGUCCGGACAACUGGUUUCAUCCUCGUUUCCGUUCUCCUUCAUGCGAUUGCGUUCUUCUCCGGUACAUUUUAUCUCCCUGUCUACUACCAGGUGCUCGGAGCCUCGGCUACGAUGUCGGGUGUCAGGAUGCUUCCAUACUCUCUGGGGUCGGCUUUUAUGUCCAUGCUGUCUGGCCAGAUCGUGGCACGCACCGGCCGUUGGAGGCCAGUGAUGUGGGUGGGCUGGUGUGUGUUCACCGUAGGGUAUGGUCUGAUGAUUAUGCUGAGUGAGUCGUCAUCGACCGCUGAGAAGGAGAUCUUCCCUCUCAUUGGAGCGGUCGGCUUGGGCUGUCUGUUCCAGACGCCUCUAAUUGGUCUACAAGCUGCGAUGCCUAUCAAGGACAUGGCUACCAGUACCGCAACGUUCGGUUUCCUCAGGCUGCUCGGCGGCUCCAUUGGAGUGACCAUCGGAGAUGCUAUCCUCUCUUCGGUUCUCCAACGAAAAGUCAAGGACAUACCGGGAUUGACCAUCAGCACAACUGCAGCGUCGUUGAAUCAAUUUGUUCCGCAGAUCAAGAACAUGAGUAACACAACUCAGAAGAUAGCGCUAAUGAAGGCAUAUUGCGAGGCUAUCAGUACAAUCUGGAUCGUCGACACCCCAAUCAUUGGGUGUGGAUUCAUCUUUGUGUUGUUCCUGAGAUCAUACACACUGAAGCGCAAUGUUGUCCGGGGAGGCCAGCCAGCAAAUGCGGAUGUCGAGGCUGGUCAGGCAGAGCAGACCGCGACAGAAGACCCAUCUGACCUGCCGCUCGAUCCAUCUGCUGGAGAUCAUCAGGCUCACGAUGCUAUCGGUGAGAGACGACGGUUUUCCGUUUCCAAAGACGAUGCGCGGACGAUCGAGGCCGUGGAUGAUGUGCAGAAGCUGCAGUCACGGUCGACAACGAUCGACGAGCCUUGACCGGAGUUUCUGAUGACGGAGCAGGCUCGUAGUGUAAGGUUCGGGAAUGAUUACGAUUUUGGCUUUACGACGUGGAUGAUUCAUAGAUUUACUAUAUCACGUUGGACACGCUAGACAACACAUUGCAUUGAUUAUAACAUGAGCUGUUUGCUUUUGCUGCACAUGUGUUCAGCCACAGAAUCGCCUAUCGAGCG
Messenger RNA from Laetiporus sulphureus 93-53, 2186 nucleotides. RefSeq names its product MFS general substrate transporter. Gene Ontology annotation, biological process: transmembrane transport. Gene Ontology annotation, molecular function: transmembrane transporter activity. The record is from RefSeq and is a predicted model, not a curated record. NCBI's taxonomy places the organism in Eukaryota, Fungi, Basidiomycota, Agaricomycetes, Polyporales, Laetiporaceae. The transcript is spliced from 19 exons. The coding region runs from base 169 to 1992 and encodes 607 amino acids.